Homarus americanus (American lobster) is the source of this 616-nucleotide messenger RNA. RefSeq names its product pro-resilin-like. NCBI's taxonomy places the organism in Eukaryota, Metazoa, Arthropoda, Malacostraca, Decapoda, Nephropidae. Bases 82 to 477 code for a protein of 131 amino acids. Gene Ontology annotation, cellular component: extracellular matrix. The record is from RefSeq and is a predicted model, not a curated record. The transcript has 3 exons.
UUUUCCCUGCGGUGAUAGAAAGUUGUUUCUUCUUCGUAUAAAUACAGCAAACACAACCUCUACCGUCAUCAGUUACCUGCCAUGUCGCUCAAGAUUGCUGUCGUCGUUGCCUGUGUGGUCGUGGUUGUGUUGGGUGAUCAUCCACCUCCUCCUCCUCCAGUGUCCAUCUACUCCGACCCUCCUCAGUACCACCCUCCUCCACGCUACCACGCCCCUGUUGAAACUUACCCUGACGUCCCUCCCAAGUACACUUACAACUACGGCGUCGCUGAUGGCUACUCCGGCGCCAACUACGGUCACUCCGAGAACCGCGACGGAUACAAGACCGAGGGCAGCUACACGGUGGACCUCCCCGACGGCCGCCAGCAGACCGUUACCUAUGUGGACAAUGGCGACGGUCUGGAGGCCGUGGUGACCUACGAGGGUGAGGCCCAGUACCCCGAGCAACCUCCCUCUUACCCCAAACCCUAUGCAUAAGUUCACCUCGACUGCCGACUUUUUAAUGCACAUGUCCAUUGUUGAUCCUUACUGGCUUGAGGAAAAUACGUUGUUUUAGCUUAUUUGUUCGACACAUCUUGUGUGCCAUACUAGCAUUUUCACUAAACGUUAAAAUGUA